AUGCCCUCGAAGUUGAAGAAGAGUAAGCCCGAGCCGGAGCCAUCGGUGCCGAAGCCCUUGCUUCCGAAGCCCCUGGUUAAGAGGUCGGAGGGGCAAAUCCCGGCGGCUUUCCGUGCCCGGCCCAUGCAGCUGCCCACUUACCAGCUGGUGCAGCCUCCGGCCAUCAAUAUCAACAUCUUUGCAGGCUCCUCUGCGGCUGGAAGCUCAGAUGCCAUUGCUGGCCUGAUGCCGCUGCUGUCAUCCCUCGUGGGCGGUGGUGGCCGUGGUGCCCCUUUGGGCAGAGGUGCGGGGCCGAUCAUCACGGAGGUGCCACCUGGUCUGGAGGAUCGCCCGGAUGAGGAGGAUCCCGAGGAGGAGGAGAAGAAGAAGGGUGAUGGUAAGGGUGGUGGGGAUAAGAAGAGGAAGAGGGAUGAGGAGUGA
Symbiodinium necroappetens is the source of this 420-nucleotide messenger RNA. Lineage: Eukaryota; Dinophyceae; Suessiales; Symbiodiniaceae. The record is from the annotation of a GenBank genome assembly.